UCCAGCGCUAAUCUCAAUCCCCAUUUUAACCGAAAAUAACCCAAAUCCCAAUCCAAACAAACUUACAAAAGCCAUGAAUAAAAUGUGCUUUAAACAGAACAGAAAUUAUGACAUUUUUAUGAGCAGAGAAAAAAAGAAGAAGAAUAGGGACAAAACCAAAAGUAAAAAAUAAACAUUGUAAUAAUUAGAUUAGAGGGAGUCUGGAAGAAUAGAGAACAACAAACAGGUUUCAGUGUGAGUGUGUGUGUGAGUGGAAGAAGUGGAAGUGGGGGGGUCAGAUAUUGUUAUAAGUGGUAGUUCAUUUGUUUGUUUUUGUUUCCAUGAUGUUGAUGACAUGAGCUUAAGAGUCUUUAUUAGUUUGGAAUCUCCUGUGUGUGGGUCUAUAGCAACAGCAAUUUGCGGGCUGAACUGUGUUUGUUUCAAGGAACAUAUAGUAUAAUUGGUUUAGUUUAAAUUAAGGUUGGAGAAAUAGGAAGGCAAGAAGAAGUAUAUUCCAGGGUAUAAGUGAUUGAGACUUAGAAGUUUAAUCAUGUCAGUAGCAUUACUAUGGGUUGUCACCCCAAAUGUAGAGAUAUCCAAUUGCUUUGGUUUCUUCGAUUCAGUCCGAGAUGGAAACUGGCUUUUAGAGUCAUCAAGAUUUAUAUCCCAAGAUUGGGGAUCGAUUAGAGCAAAGAAGAGUAGGAAACAGAAAUGGAGGUCUUGCUCUCUUAGUACGGAUUUGAAGUAUUCAUGUGUUGGUGAGUCAGGCUUAGAGAGCGGAAACAACUUCCGUGUAUUAUCAAGCAUGGUAGCCAACACUGCAGGAGAAAUGACAAUCUCAUCAGAACAGAAGGUUUAUGAUGUGGUGCUGAAGCAGGCAGCCCUGGUUAAGAAGCAAUUGAGGUCUAGUGUGGAUCUUGAUGUGAGACCAGAUAUUGUACUUCCCGGAAAUCUGAGCUUGUUGAGUGAAGCUUAUGAUCGUUGUGGAGAAAUCUGCGCAGAGUACGCAAAAACGUUUUACCUGGGAACUCUGCUAAUGACCCCUGAAAGGCGAAGGGCUAUCUGGGCAAUAUAUGUGUGGUGUAGGAGGACAGAUGAGCUUGUUGAUGGACCUAAUGCUUCACACAUCACACCAACAGCUUUAGAUAGAUGGGAGUCACGGUUGGAAGAUCUUUUUCAAGGUCAGCCAUUUGAUAUGCUUGAUGCUGCUUUAUCAGAUACAGUUGCCAAAUUCCCUGUUGAUAUCCAGCCAUUCAAAGAUAUGAUUGAAGGAAUGAGAAUGGACCUAAGGAAGUCAAGAUACAAAAAUUUUGAUGAUCUUUAUCUCUAUUGUUAUUAUGUUGCUGGGACCGUUGGAUUAAUGAGUGUUCCGGUUAUGGGCAUUGCACCUGAGUCACAAGCAACGACAGAGAGUGUAUAUAAUUCUGCCUUGGCAUUAGGGAUUGCAAAUCAGCUAACCAACAUACUCAGGGACGUUGGAGAAGAUGCUACAAGAGGAAGAAUUUAUCUACCACAGGAUGAGCUUGCUCAGGCAGGGCUUUCAGAUGAGGACAUAUUUGCUGGAAAGGUGACAGACAAAUGGAGAAACUUCAUGAAGAAUCAAAUAAAGAGGGCAAGGAUGUUCUUUGACGUUGCAGAGAAAGGGGUGAAAGAGCUGAGUGCAGCUAGUAGAUGGCCGGUAUGGGCGUCCUUGCUAUUGUACAGCCAAAUAUUGGAUGAGAUUGAAGCUAAUGACUACAACAACUUCACCAAGAGGGCUUAUGUAAGCAAAGGCAAGAAGUUGCUUGCUUUGCCGAUUGCAUAUACAAGAGCUCUCAUCCCACCAUCAACGACACUGUCUCUGUUGACUAAGACAUGAAUUAAUCUUGAACAUUGUAUAAAAUUCUACUACUUUGUUAUACAGGGAAAAAUAUUGUAAAAAAAAUUGUAUAUUAUGAAAUCUUAUAUUUGCAGCUA
Molecule: messenger RNA, 1935 nt
Organism: Quercus robur (English oak)
Lineage: Eukaryota; Viridiplantae; Streptophyta; Magnoliopsida; Fagales; Fagaceae
Product: phytoene synthase 2, chloroplastic
Exons: 7
Coding region: 530-1837 (435 amino acids)
Biological process (GO): carotenoid biosynthetic process
Molecular function (GO): geranylgeranyl diphosphate synthase activity
Source: RefSeq, a predicted model, not a curated record